AUGGAUGAUGCCACGACUGUCGGUCACGAGUGUCACGUGGAGAUAAACACGCUGAACAUCCCGUACGGCUUCAACUACUUGAGUCCGCAUGAUGAUGUGGUGGUGACGCCGAGCAGUUUACGCUCGCUUUUCUCGCUCUUCGCCUGUAUCAGACACGCGCAAGCCUGUACCUUAACCGGUCCGGCAGAAAGUGGGAAGCGGACAUUGAGUACGCAGGUGAGCUUGAUACUGGGGCGACGCAACUUCAGCGCGACGUUGACGACGUACACCCACGCCACGCGGCUGCUGAUCGGAGCGCUGUAUGCUGGAGGAACCUUCUGCGCUAAGCUGCACCUCGGUGACAGUAUAAGGGACAGUGCACCAUUGAUCAAGACGUUGGCGACUACGCUGGCGUCGAUUGAGCACGCAGUGCUGACCAAGAAUCCGAUUGUGGGGCUUCAUCGCUCUCCGAUUACAUUUGUCCCGGGGACGGCGAUGCUGGUGGUUUUUCCUUCAAGUACGGGCUUGACGAUGGCAGAUUCGGAGGAAAUUCGCAUCUGGACGGAGCCUUUGAGUCGAUUUGCGAUCGUU
Phytophthora sojae is the source of this 570-nucleotide messenger RNA. RefSeq lists its product as hypothetical. The transcript has a single exon. The record is from RefSeq and is a predicted model, not a curated record. Lineage: Eukaryota; Oomycota; Peronosporomycetes; Peronosporales; Peronosporaceae. The annotation marks the transcript as partial.